GUGAGGGCACGUGUUCAUUUGUUUUUGCUUGCGCACACGUACUGACAACACGUCAAAUGAAUAGAGAUGAGUAGCAAAGUAAUGGCCGCAGAAAAUGGCAAUAAAAUUUUGGACCUUUCUUAUCAUGGAAAAACCGAUUCGAACGAAAGUUUGGAUAGAUUAUCGUCUGCUUCGCCACCGCGAAAAGGACUUGGUCAAAGACAAAAGGAUAAAGUAUUGAGACACGGCAAUAGAACUAUAUACACAGCAGGUCGCCCUCCAUGGUACAAUUCACAAGGACAGUUGAAAGAAGCUUUUGUUAUUGGCAUAUGUGGAGGAAGUGCAAGUGGCAAAACCACAGUUGCCAAGAAGAUCAUUGAGGAUCUUGGUGUACCAUGGGUGUGUUUGCUCUCAAUGGAUUCCUUUUACAAGGUGUUGACUCAUGAACAACAUGAGCAAGCUUUAAAGAAUCAGUAUAAUUUUGACAGACCAGAAUCAUUUGAUUUUGAUAUUGCUGUUGAAACAUUAAAAAAGCUAAAAGUGGGAAAAAGUGUUCAGGUCCCUAUUUAUGAUUUCAACACUCAUAAAAGACUGAAAGAUGUGCAGAAUACAAUGUAUGGUGCAAACGUUAUUAUUUUUGAGGGAAUAAUGGCUUUUUGCAAUGACGAAUUAUGCAAGCUUAUGGAUACGAAGAUUUUUGUUGAUACUGACGCAGAUAUUAGGUUGGCCAGAAGGUUGAAGCGAGAUAUUUCGGAGAGAGGACGUGACCUAAAUGGCGUUCUUCAACAAUAUAAUAAAUUUGUCAAACCUUCGUUUGAGAAGUACAUUGCCCCCAGUAUGACAUGUGCUGACAUCGUUGUUCCUAGAGGUGGUGAAAACUUAGUUGCAAUAAAUAUGAUUGUUCGGCACGUGAAGCAAAAAUUAUCGGAGAGAGGUUUCUAUCUUAGACCUCAGCUUAUUUCAGCUCAUCAAGGUCAGCGUUUGCCAAACAGUCUGCACGUGGUUGAAACCACUCCCCAAGUAAGGGGGGUUCAAACAAUUAUAAGAGAUAAACGAACGAGUCGAGAUGAUUUUAUAUUUUAUUCCAAGAGAUUCAUGCGAAUUGUUAUUGAAUAUGCUCUGUCAUUUUUACCAUUUGAGGAUUAUGAAGUAAAAGUAAAUGGCAGUCAUACGUAUUGCGGAAAGAGAUUUGCUGGAAAACGGAUUUCUGGUGUAUCUAUUCUUCGGGCCGGCGAAACAAUGGAGCCAGCAUUGGAGUCCUUAUGUAAGGAUGUUCGUAUAGGCAAGAUCUUGAUUCAAACCAAUGAAAAUACUCAAGAACCAGAGCUUCACUUUCUACGUUUACCUCGUGACAUACACAACGAUCACGUGAUACUGUUAGAUGCAACCCUGGCCAGCGGUGCUGCCGCUCUAAUGGCUAUUCGUAUUUUAUUGGAUCAUGAUGUAAAAGAGGAAAACAUAUUAUUUGUAUCGUUGAUUUCAGCCGAAACUGGUAUACAUUCUGUUGCUUACGCUUUUCCUAAUGUGAAGAUAGUAACUGGUGCAGUUGAUAGGGAAUUAAACGAAUCGUUUCAUAUUAUGCCCGGUAUUGGUAACUUCGGUGAUCGCUAUUUUGGUACCGACUCAAUGCAACGAUAAACUGGUUAGUUUGGUAUACACUCAAAUGCAGCCGUUGAAGGCUGUUGGUGUCCGUUUUCGUCUUGAAUUCAAACAAAACGAAUGAACAAAAGAUGGGAAAGGAAAUGGAUUGCAAAGUUUAAGGCUUGGUUUUGUGUUGAGCAUUUGACCAUGAGAAUUUCAUAAAGUAUGAAGCGGAUACGAUGUACAGCAUUAAUCGUGUAGUUUUUUAAUGAAAGUAUGUAUAAUGUCUAUUUUAUAACGAUGACACUAAAAGAUUAUGUUGGUCAACCAAGUGUAUUAGAAAUUACAAUAGUUAAGGCAUUAAUACAGUUUCAAAAGUCAUUAGUUGAUACAGUGGCUAAGGAUGUCUUCUGAAGGCUGGCGAAAUCACGAGAAAAUUUGAAAGUUCAAAACCUUUAGACAUCUAAACCAUCGUUUUCUACAAGGUAAUUUGCGUUAUAGUUCUACGCAGAUUAUACAUUUUGUAUAGAAGCAUAAUUCGUAAAAUACAAAGAAUAAUUUGGUCAUUAUUGUAAAUCAAAUAAAAUUUAAGAGAUAAAAACCAAAA
This is a messenger RNA of Xenia sp. Carnegie-2017, 2167 nucleotides long. Its product is annotated as uridine-cytidine kinase-like 1. NCBI's taxonomy places the organism in Eukaryota, Metazoa, Cnidaria, Anthozoa, Malacalcyonacea, Xeniidae. The record is from RefSeq and is a predicted model, not a curated record. Bases 67 to 1617 code for a protein of 516 amino acids. The transcript has 22 exons. Gene Ontology annotation, cellular component: cytoplasm. Gene Ontology annotation, molecular function: ATP binding; kinase activity.